Molecule: messenger RNA, 2501 nt
Organism: Entelurus aequoreus (snake pipefish)
Lineage: Eukaryota; Metazoa; Chordata; Actinopteri; Syngnathiformes; Syngnathidae
Gene: oc90
Product: otoconin 90
Exons: 16
Coding region: 28-1959 (643 amino acids)
Biological process (GO): lipid catabolic process; arachidonate secretion; phospholipid metabolic process
Cellular component (GO): extracellular matrix
Molecular function (GO): phospholipid binding; calcium ion binding
Source: RefSeq, a predicted model, not a curated record
UCUACCCACCGCCGACCACACGGAACCAUGAUGCUGAUGUUCUUGUUGACGCUGCCGACGCUCACAUGUGAGUGGGAAGACGGUUCUCCAGGUCACAUGAUGACAAUGAUGACGGACUGCCUGGGCGUGCGCUUCACAUGGCUGCACGCCCUCUUCCAGAACCUUCCGUCAGUGGUGAGCUUCGCACUGAAGCUGCGCUGUGCGAGCGGGCUGUGUCUUGGUGACCUGGAGGACUAUGGCUGUUCCUGCAGGUACCAGCCAGCUGGGGGCGCCGCCGACCCGCUGGACCUCUGCUGUGAGACUCACAGGCUGUGUUACCGCAUCGCUGCCCCCUGCAGUCCACAGCCGGCGCCCCUUCCCAGCAACCUCACCUGUGAGGCCGCCAACACCACCUGUACCUCAGAUGGCGACUGGUGCCAGCGGACGCUGUGUGCAUGUGACCAGGCUGCCAUUCACUGCCUGACUCACAACACCUACAACCGCACCUUAAGAGGUGGCCACGCCUCCUCCUGCUCACCUGCCAACCAAACAGACUUCCUGCUCGGCCAAGACGUCGCAGUUAACGAAUCCCUCAGCUUCUUUCCUGCGUCAAACUCUUCCUACCUUACAGCAGAAAAGUUGGACCUGGAUGCAGUGGGCGGGGCCAACAACUACAGCCAGCAGAUGGAAACGGACUCCAUAACACCCCCUGCUGACCAGUGGGAGGCGCUCCAAGAGGAGGAAGAACAGGAAAUGAACGGAACCGCUCGUGAGCUGGAAGAAGACAAGGCAUCUGUCAGCGGCCCCCAGCAGCGAGAACUGUGGUUGCAUGACGACACACGGCAAGACGAGGAGGCGGAGUCAUCUCUGGAAGGAGAAUUGAGCGACGUGGCCACAUCUCCGCCGGCACCGUUUUCAGUCGUCUCGCUGCAGAGAACCACGGCGUCGGCCUCUUCUGAGGAAGACCAGGAUGAAGAGGAUCAUGACGCUGAUGAAGACGGUUCUAAGCACCCAACAACAACCACUUUGACCCCGCACACCACAGUGCAAAAAACACAUGGGCUCAGCACGUCCACCAGAACCACACUACCUGAGGAGGACACACAGGACAGAACCAGAACCUCCACAGACAAAGUGGAGUGUGAGGACCAGGAUGAGAAUCCAGAAUCAGAAGACCAGGAGGGAGGUCACAAGAGGGCCGUGCCGUUCUUCACGUGGUCCCUGCCGGACUCAGCCGGUCUAACAGAAGUCCAGACCGAGUCGAACGGUCCAGAUUGCAGCACCACCUCCUUCUACGUGUAUGCCAAAGACGGGCGAGCACGGCGCUCCAUGCCGGCGCUGGGCGAGAUGCUGCUCUGUCUGACCGGGCGAUGUCCGCACGAGUACGAGAAGUACGGCUGCUAUUGCGGCCAGGAGGGCGGUGGCCAACCUGUGGAUCGCCUGGACAGGUGUUGCUUCUUUCACCGGUGUUGUCUCAAGAAGACCCGCUCGCUGGGCUGUGGCGCCGACAGGAAGCUGAGUUCGCACGUGUCGUGCACAGACAGGAAGCCGCGAUGUCAGGGCGUGUCCGUGUGUGACAGGCUGCAGUGCUCGUGCCACAGAACCACCGCCGAGUGCAUGGCGGCGGCCCGCCUUGACCACAGUCUGCCGGCACCGCCCAAAUGCGGUGGCCCCGCGCCCCUCUGCCGCCGUGUCAGCAGACCCCCCAGCAACCCCAGACUUCCAUCUCAGUCUAGCGAAGAGCAGCUGGGCGGGGACUCCGGCUUGGCGGAGCUGGACACGCCUCUUGCACAUGGACGCAAUGACAGCGAGGAAAGUGUAGAGAAGCCUCAAACUCCUCCCCCUCACAGCUAUCAAGGAGGGGUCACCCAUCGUGCGAUACAAAGCCACACCCACAGGCCGAGUGCAGGUCUGAACCAAGGGAGGCCGGACGAGGAAGAUGAGGAAGAAGAAGAAGAGGAGGAGGAAGAAGAUGAGUAAAAUUGAAAGCAAAGAAAUGAAACACAUUUUUGAAGAAAAAAAAAAAAAGUACUUUUAGAUUUGUGCAACUUGAGCGCUCUGAUGGGCUGAUGUCACUGAAGACUGGUGCUCAAAUAUCAACUUUAUUACUUUACUGACGUCAAACAAACAUUUUUCACGAAGAUUGCCGCCGACAUGGAAAACUUUUUUUUGACUAAGUCAGAAGUACCCUGUGACAAGCAGUGCUGAGUUUGGCCUCGGCGCCAUCUAGUGCUUAAAAUCACGACGGACAUUUCGUACACAUGAAUGGGUCUUGAAUGCAGCAUGGUGGAGCACAGAUCUGUGGGCAUCGAUCGGCGGUUACUCUACAACAGUACAUCUAAAGAGCCCAGAGUGAUGGAGAAAACAUUCUCGAAGUGUUAGCAACAUAGUGCAAUAAAAUACUUUCAUCUGGUAGGCAGUGAUAGAAAAAUAGACAAUCUAGUGCUAAAAUUACAUUUAUCUUGCCUAACUUAAAUCUUGGUACUAAUUUUCUACUGCAUCAAAUAAAAGUCUAUUUGUCU